AUGACCAUGAGUGACCCGCCUCCCUGGUCCAAGGAUGUGGAGUACACCUUCACAGGGAUCUACACCUUUGAGUCCCUCAUCAAGAUUCUGGCCCGAGGCUUCUGCAUCGACGACUUCACGUUCCUCCGGGACCCCUGGAACUGGCUGGACUUCAGCGUCAUCAUGAUGGCGUACCUGACAGAAUUCGUGGACUUGGGGAACAUCUCAGCCCUGAGAACCUUCCGGGUGCUGCGGGCCCUGAAAACCAUCACAGUCAUCCCAGGGCUGAAGACGAUUGUGGGGGCCCUGAUCCAGUCGGUGAAAAAGCUGUCGGACGUGAUGAUCCUGACUGUCUUCUGUCUGAGCGUCUUUGCCCUGGUGGGGCUGCAGCUGUUCAUGGGAAACCUGCGGCAGAAGUGUGUGCGCUGGCCCCCGCCCUUCAACGACACCAACACCACAUGGUACGGCAACGACACGUGGUACGGCAACGGUACAUGGUAUGGCAACGACACGUGGAACACCCGCAAGAGCUGGGUCGGCAACUUCACCUUUGAUUGGGACGCCUACAUCAGUGAUGAAGGGAACUUCUAUUUCCUGGAGGGCGCCAACGAUGCCCUGCUUUGUGGGAACAGCAGUGAUGCUGGGCAUUGUCCCGAGGGCUACGAGUGCAUCAAGGCUGGGCGGAACCCCAACUACGGCUACACCAGCUAUGACACCUUCAGCUGGGCCUUCCUGGCCCUGUUCCGCCUCAUGACCCAGGACUAUUGGGAGAACCUCUUCCAGCUGACCCUGCGAGCAGCUGGCAAGACCUACAUGAUCUUCUUCGUGGUCAUCAUCUUCCUGGGCUCCUUCUACCUCAUCAACCUGAUCCUGGCUGUGGUGGCCAUGGCGUAUGCUGAGCAGAACGAGGCCACGCUGGCCGAGGACCAGGAGAAAGAGGAGGAGUUUCAGCAGAUGCUCGAAAAAUUCAAAAAGCGUCAGGAGGAGCAGGAGAAGGCCAAGGCCGCACAGGCUCUGGAAGGUGGGGGGGCAGACGGGGACCCAGCCCGUGGCAGAGACUGCAAUGGCAGCGUGGACACAUCGGCGGGGGAGAAGCCCCCAAGGCAGAGCUGCAGCGCCGACAGCGCCAUCUCCGAUGCUAUGGAAGAGCUGGAAGAGGCCCACCAGAAGUGUCCGCCCUGGUGGUACAAGUGUGCCCACAAAGUGCUGAUAUGGAACUGCUGCCCCCCCUGGGUGAAGUUCAAGAACAUCGUCCACCUGAUCGUCAUGGACCCCUUCGUGGACCUCGGCAUUACCAUCUGCAUCGUGCUCAACACCCUCUUCAUGGCCAUGGAGCACUACCCCAUGACGGAGCACUUCGACAACGUGCUCACCGUGGGCAACCUGGUCUUCACAGGCAUCUUCACGGCGGAGAUGGUGCUGAAGCUGAUUGCCCUGGACCCCUACAAGUAUUUCCAGCAGGGCUGGAACAUCUUCGACAGUAUCAUUGUCACCCUCAGCUUGGUGGAGCUGGGCCUGGCCAACGUCCAGGGGUUGUCCGUGCUCCGCUCCUUCCGUCUGCUGCGGGUCUUCAAGCUGGCCAAGUCCUGGCCGACGUUGAACAUGCUCAUCAAGAUCAUCGGCAACUCCGUGGGGGCUCUGGGCAACCUGACGCUGGUGCUGGCCAUCAUCGUGUUCAUCUUCGCCGUGGUGGGCAUGCAGCUCUUCGGCAAGAGCUACAAGGAGUGCGUGUGCAAGAUCGCCGCUGACUGCAGCCUGCCGCGCUGGCACAUGCACGACUUCUUCCACUCCUUCCUCAUCAUCUUCCGCAUCCUGUGCGGAGAGUGGAUCGAGACCAUGUGGGACUGCAUGGAGGUGGCCGGCCAGCCCCUCUGCCUCACCGUCUUCCUCAUGGUCAUGGUCAUCGGCAACCUCGUGGUCCUGAACCUGUUCCUGGCCCUGCUGCUGAGCUCCUUCAGCGCCGACAGCCUGGCGGCCUCAGACGACGACAGCGAGAUGAAUAACCUGCAGAUCGCCGUCGGGCGCAUCAAGUGGGGCAUUGGCUUCGCCAAGGCCUUCCUCCUGGGUCUGCUGCACGGCAAGCUCCUGAGCCCCAAGGAUAUAACGCUCAGCCUUGGCGACCCCUGCGAGGCCGUGGAGGCCGGGGAGAGCACCCCUGAGGACGAGAAGAAGGAGCCGCCGCCCAAGGAGGACGACAAGGACGUGAAGAAGGACAAUCACAUCCUGAACCACCUGGCAGAUGGCCCUCCCUCCAGCAUCGAGUUGGACCACCUCAACUUCAUCAACAACCCCUUCCUGACCAUACAGGUGCCCAUCGCCUCUGAGGAGUCUGACCUGGAGAUGCCCACCGAGGAGGAUACCGACACUUUCUCAGAGCCUGAGGACGGCAAGAAGCUGCCGCAGCCCCUCUACGACGGCAACUCCUCUGUGUGCAGCACAGCUGAUUACAAGCCCCCCGAGGAGGACCCUGAGGAGCAGGCCGAGGAGAACCCCGAGGGAGAGCAGCCGGAGGAGUGCUUCACCGAAGCCUGUGUGCAACGCUGCCCCUUCCUCUACGUGGACACCACCCAGGGCCACGGGAAGCAGUGGUGGACCCUGCGCAGGGCCUGCUUCAAGAUUGUGGAGCACAACUGGUUCGAGACGUUCAUCGUCUUCAUGAUCCUGCUCAGCAGUGGAGCCUUGGCCUUCGAGGACAUCCACAUCGAGCAGCGGCCGGUCAUCCGCACGGUCCUUGAGUAUGCCGACAAGGUCUUCACCUACGUCUUCAUCAUGGAGAUGCUGCUCAAGUGGGUAGCCUAUGGCUUCAAGGUGUACUUCACCAACGCCUGGUGCUGGCUGGACUUCCUCAUCGUGGACGUCUCCAUCAUCAGUCUGGUGGCCAACUGGCUGGGCUACUCGGAGCUGGGACCCAUCAAAUCCCUGCGGACGCUGCGGGCCCUGCGGCCCCUGAGGGCUCUGUCCCGAUUUGAGGGCAUGAGGGUGGUGGUGAACGCCCUCCUGGGAGCCAUCCCCUCCAUCAUGAACGUGCUGCUUGUCUGUCUCAUCUUCUGGCUCAUCUUCAGCAUCAUGGGUGUCAACCUGUUUGCCGGCAAGUUCUACUACUGCAUCAACACCACCACCUCCGAGAGAUUUGACAUCACUGAGGUCAACAACAAGUCUGAGUGCGAGAGCCUGAUGCACACGGGCCAGGUCCGCUGGCUCAAUGUCAAGGUCAACUACGACAACGUGGGCCUGGGCUACCUCUCCCUGCUGCAGGUGGCCACCUUCAAGGGCUGGAUGGACAUCAUGUAUGCAGCUGUGGACUCCCGGGAGAAGGAGGAGCAGCCGCAAUACGAGGUGAAUCUGUACAUGUACCUCUACUUUGUCAUCUUCAUCAUCUUCGGGUCCUUCUUCACCCUCAACCUCUUCAUUGGCGUCAUCAUCGACAACUUCAAUCAGCAGAAGAAGAAGUUAGGAGGGAAAGACAUCUUCAUGACCGAGGAGCAGAAGAAAUACUACAACGCCAUGAAGAAGCUGGGCUCCAAGAAACCGCAGAAGCCCAUUCCCCGGCCCCAGAACAAGGUGCAGGGCAUGGUGUAUGACUUGGUGACAAAGCAGGUGUUUGACAUCACAAUCAUGAUCCUCAUCUGCCUCAACAUGGUCACCAUGAUGGUGGAGACGGAUGACCAGAGCCAGCUCAAAGUGGACAUCCUGUACAACAUCAACAUGGUCUUCAUCAUCAUCUUCACGGGGGAGUGCGUGCUCAAGAUGCUCGCCCUGCGCCAGUACUACUUCACCGUUGGCUGGAACAUCUUUGACUUUGUGGUUGUCAUCCUGUCCAUCGUGGGCCUCGCGCUCUCCGACCUGAUCCAGAAAUACUUCGUGUCACCCACACUGUUCCGUGUGAUCCGCCUGGCACGGAUCGGGCGUGUCCUGCGACUGAUCCGCGGGGCCAAGGGCAUCCGGACGCUGCUCUUUGCCCUCAUGAUGUCACUGCCUGCCCUCUUCAACAUUGGCCUCCUCCUCUUCCUGGUCAUGUUCAUCUACUCCAUCUUCGGCAUGUCCAACUUCGCCUACGUCAAGAAGGAGUCGGGCAUCGAUGACAUGUUCAACUUUGAGACUUUCGGCAACAGCAUCAUCUGCCUCUUCGAGAUCACCACGUCAGCUGGCUGGGACGGGCUCCUCAACCCCAUCCUCAACAGCGGGCCCCCCGACUGUGACCCCACGCUGGAGAACCCGGGCACCAGCAUCAGGGGUGACUGCGGCAACCCCUCCAUAGGCAUCUGCUUCUUCUGCAGCUACAUCAUCAUCUCCUUCCUCAUUGUGGUCAACAUGUACAUUGCCAUCAUCCUGGAGAACUUCAACGUGGCCACCGAGGAGAGCAGCGAGCCCUUGUGCGAGGAUGACUUUGAGAUGUUCUACGAGACGUGGGAGAAGUUUGACCCCGACGCCACACAAUUCAUCGCCUACAGCCGCCUCUCCGAAUUCGUGGACACUCUGCAGGAGCCGCUGAGGAUCGCCAAGCCCAACAAGAUCAAGCUCAUCACCCUGGACCUGCCCAUGGUGCCGGGGGACAAGAUCCACUGCCUGGACAUCCUCUUUGCCCUGACCAAAGAGGUCCUGGGCGACUCCGGAGAAAUGGAUGCCCUCAAGCAGACCAUGGAGGAGAAGUUCAUGGCGGCUAACCCCUCCAAGGUCUCCUAUGAGCCCAUCACCACCACCCUCAAGAGGAAGCACGAGGAGGUGUGUGCCAUCAAGAUCCAGAGGGCCUACCGCCGGCACCUGCUCCAGCGCUCGGUGAAGCAGGCGUCCUACAUGUACCGCCAUAGCCAGGACGGCAACGGGGACAGGGCCCCGGAGAAGGAGGGGCUGAUCGCCAGCAACAUGAGCAGGAUAUAUGGCCCCGAGAAUAGGGGCAGCAGUGUGCAGAGCAAGGCUGAGGACCCUGCCUCGGGAGGGGACACCGGACCUGCCAUGGGGCUCACACCCAUGGGCCCCCUGGACGCUGCCCUCCCUCCCUUGCUCCCACCCAGGCAGACGGUGCGUCCAGGGGUCAAAGAGUCUCUUGUCUAGCGGACAGCAAUGGGGUGACCAGCUGAGCGUCGGCACAGCCCAGAAGCUCCCCCGUGUUGCUUGCACGCUGAGGAAGCAGGGCUGUGACUCUGAGGCUGCGUCCACCUCCCUCAUGGGGGACAGGAUUUGGCUGUGCUGGGCUGACCCCUCGAGCGGAACACCUGCCUCCCCGGGCCAGGUGCAGUGAGAAUUGUUCUUGCGGGCUCCAUGCUGGGCCUGAGGCCCCGCAUCUGAGAUUUCACCUUCAAGUUGCUCUCACCUCCUCACGGGCCCUGCCACCCCUUGCUCUGGGCCCAGGAGAAGGUCAGGAUCUCUGCCCCCAGCUUGGGGAGGAGCCGGACUGCGAGGGAGGGACUGGCUGCCCUCCCGAAUCCAGAGUCUUAAGGGCUACUGGCCUCUCCCCAGGAAGUGGCUCAGGUUCCCUGACCCCAUCCCAGACAAAGACGUCUUAACCUCAGCGAGUACAGACCCCUGACCCCAGGGCACUGCCAGCUCUCCAUCCCUGCCCUGGGAUGCUGCUCCGCUUGCCAGCUCAGGAAUUCCCUGGAGAAGGGAAACGUCACCAGUAUAGAAAACUCCAAAAACCUAAUUGGCUGCUGAAAACUGAUGCUUUGGGCUGGGAUCGUAGCCCCUGAAACCACUUCCCAGGUUUUGUCAGGCCUGUGGCUCCCCUGGCUGGCCCCCAGGGAAGAGCAGAAAGAAGGAUUCCACUUGGGAAUUUUCUUUUUCCAGGAAGCAUGGCUGGGUAGUAUAGGGUGGGUCCCCCCCGGCUGCCUGACUGCACCGAGGCUCCUCCUGGCCUCAGCAUCCAGACUGGGGAGGAUCAGGGACCCUGAAGCUCAGUAAGAUUCUUGUCCCUCCUCCGUUCCUCACUUGCCCCUUAGCACCACCAGGGCUCCCUGUGGCCCCAUCAACCUCUUCCUCGUCUCUCCCCAUGCCCAUCUCGUCCCCCACUUCAUUCUUUUUUCCUGUCUUCAAACCAAUUUUAAGAAUGUUAUGGUUGAGCUCAUGUUCAAGUUUUCAACACUGGGGCAUGCAGCAGAAAAACUCCACCUGGCUCAGGCUCAACCUUCCCACUUCCUGCUGCCUGGAAAGUCAGGCAUCACUUCUGCUGGCACCGCUGACCUGGGUGUGGCAGUGCCAGGCCUGUGCUGGCUCCCGGAGAGCAGACGGAGGCCGAGCGGGGGGAGCGGCUGAGAGCUCUGCUCAGGGGUGGCUGCAUUUAUGCACUUGUGUGUGCACCUGCGUGGCCUGUGUGUCUUCUUAUAUGCCUGUGUGUGUACCCAGAGCUGUGUGUGUUCAAGUGUGUGACUGUGUGUGCAAGCCACUGAGUACCUUGGUGCUUGCACACGUGUGUAUAGGUGAACAUUUUUGUGUGUAUGUGUAUCAAGGUGUCCCUAUAGUGUCUGAAGUUCUCCGUGCAAAUACAGGUUGGUGUGUGUGUGUGUGUAUGUGUGUGUGUGUCCUCCGUGCAGGCCUGGUUUGUGAGUGUGCCUAUACGUGCGAGUGUGGGCCUGUGCCAGUAAGCAUGUGUAUGGGAGCAAACACAUGUAGUAAGGUUUGUACUUGGGUCUCUUUUUGGCCUAAGUUCCUCUUCUUUUUCUUCUUAUUUUUUCAUGAACAGUUCAAUUAAAACUCAGGAAACAGCAAAACCUUCAAAACAAGAUGUGUGUGUGUUUGUGUGUGCAACCACCACAGGCCAGAGCCUUUGUCCUUAUGUCCUGCUCUCUCACCUCCCCUCUGUCCUGCCACGCAUCCCUCUUUCCCACUUUCCGUGGGCUCCGCUCCUGCCCCUUCCUCUGUUUCUCUGCAUUACACCCAUUGCUUCAGCUCCCCUCCCUGUCUCCCACCUGCAUCUCCUCUGUGGGGAGGACUCGGCUCCUCCCGCCUCUCCCUGCGGUGAUUCUGUCUCUUCCUUUGCAAGGUCCAUCCAGUAGGGGGUCAGUCUCCUUCUGCCCAGCACCCUCACCCACUGCCUUGCCCUCCCCUGGCCUCAAACUUCUGUGGCCCCAAGAGCCUCAGAAAUCUCUUGGACUGGACCUUGGCCACCAGACUGACUAGAGGAGCAGGGUCCAUUCCCGUUGCAUCCGGGUGGGAGCAGGCCCCAGGCAGGUGGGCAGGCAGGCUCCUUUGUACAGUUCUUACAAUAAACCCUCCCUGAUCCUCUGACGUGUGGGCGUCUCCUGUCCGUGGCUGUGUGUGUGGACGCCAACAGGGGGCUGAGAGCAGCGAGGAGGAAAAAGAUGCUGAUGGGGAUUGGAGCCAAGUGGUGGAGACGUGGGCAGCCUCCUGGAUAGGGGAGGGCAAGAUAAGGAGAGCCCCAGCUCCCCCAGUAUGCAGCACCGCACCCCCUCCCCAGCCAUGGCGGCACCCAGGAAACGUGUUGGGCUCGCUGACCCCCAGCCCCUCCUCUCUGGAAGCCCCCUUCAUUUCAUUUCCCUGCCCUCUCCCUUAGAGAACCCAAGGUGCCUAUGGGGUGCACUGCAUCCCCUCUCUCCUCAGAGGUUCUACCACACCCCACACCCCCAGGACUCGG
Molecule: messenger RNA, 7567 nt
Organism: Choloepus didactylus (southern two-toed sloth)
Lineage: Eukaryota; Metazoa; Chordata; Mammalia; Pilosa; Megalonychidae
Gene: SCN4A
Product: sodium voltage-gated channel alpha subunit 4
Exons: 22
Coding region: 1-5031 (1676 amino acids)
Biological process (GO): membrane depolarization during action potential; sodium ion transmembrane transport; neuronal action potential
Cellular component (GO): plasma membrane; voltage-gated sodium channel complex; axon
Molecular function (GO): voltage-gated sodium channel activity; protein binding
Source: RefSeq, a predicted model, not a curated record